Coffea arabica (coffee) is the source of this 1550-nucleotide messenger RNA. RefSeq names its product transcription activator GLK1. Gene Ontology annotation, biological process: positive regulation of DNA-templated transcription. Lineage: Eukaryota; Viridiplantae; Streptophyta; Magnoliopsida; Gentianales; Rubiaceae. The record is from RefSeq and is a predicted model, not a curated record. Gene Ontology annotation, molecular function: transcription cis-regulatory region binding; DNA-binding transcription factor activity. Gene Ontology annotation, cellular component: nucleus.
AUUAUAGUGUUUGGAAUGCUUGCUGUGUCUCCUUUGAGGACUACCAAAGAUGAAAGACAGGACGAAAUGGAGAGUUUUGAGAAUGGAGGAGGAGACGACUUUCCGGACUUUUCAUGCGGGAAUUUGCUUGAUAGUAUUGAUUUCGAUGACCUAUUUGUUGGUAUCAAUGAUGAAGAUGUAUUACCAGAUUUGGAGAUGGACCCUGAGAUUCUUGCUGAAUUUUCACUCAGUGGAGGUGAGGAAUCAGAGAUUACAACCACAUCAACAUCCAAUGAGAAAAUGGAGGAAAAUUCAGCAAAAGAAGAGGUGGAUAAGGCUAAUUAUUCAGGCCCGGAUGCUAGCUCGGGGUCUACCUUGACUCAGACUGACGAUAUGGUCACGAGUAAAAGAGAUGAAUCUGUAGCCGCGAACCCUUCUGCUAAAGAAGCUGAUAAAGCAAGAAAAUCAUCUACACAGUCAAAAGCUAAUCCCCAAGGGAAGAGGAAAGUUAAGGUGGACUGGACGCCAGAGCUGCACAGGCGGUUUGUACAAGCAGUGGAGCAGCUGGGUGUGGACAAGGCAGUCCCUUCAAGAAUUCUUGAGAUUAUGGGAAUUGAUUGUCUCACUCGGCACAAUAUAGCCAGCCAUCUUCAAAAGUACAGAUCCCACAGGAAGCAUCUGCUAGCUCGAGAAGCUGAGGCAGCAAACUGGACCCAAAGACGGCAAAUGUAUGGCGGCGCCGCCGCGCCCGCUGCUGCAGGAGGAAAGAGAGAAAUGAACCAUUGGAUUGCCCCUACUAUGGGAUUUCCUCCCAUGGCACCUAUGCCUCAUUUUAGACCCUUACAUGUCUGGGGUCAUCCAUCCGUCGACCAAUCUCUAAUGCCCGUUUGGCCUAAACAUUUAGGACCAUCACCUCCACCUCCACCAGUUACUUGGGCACCUGCCGCACCGGCUCACCCUCCAACACCACCGCCAGACCCUUGCUUUUGGCAUUCACACCAUGCUCGUGUUCCAAACUCUCUAACUCCAGGCACACCUUGCUUUCCACCACAUCUUGCACCAACAAGAUUUCCGACUCCACCUGUCCCUGGCAUCCCACCACCAGCGCUGUACAAAGUAGACCCCGGCAUUGCUGUCCCAACAGCCCCUGCUGGACAGCCCGUACCUCAACCUCCCAUUGAUUUUCACCCGUCCAAGGAGAGCAUAGAUGCAGCUAUAGGAGACGUUUUAUCGAAGCCGUGGCAGCCGCUUCCACUUGGGCUGAAACCACCGUCUGUUGACAGUGUGCUGGUGGAGCUGCAUCGCCAAGGAAUAUCAAGAAUACCGCCGACGGCUUGUGUUUAAAAGGAUCCCCAAAAAUUCGACGACAUUUCCUGCUAUUAUAAUUAGAUCAGAAUAUCUAAUAAGCAAAAGUUUCUCGCCUUUUUUUUUCUUUCAAAAAAUGUUUUUGCAUUGUCUUGCUUAUGCAAGAUCAAUGUUUAACACUGGACAGUGACAACUAGUUUCUGUAACGGUCUUAAUGUGAACUAAUAUCAAGAGCUUUUGUGUCCGUCUUCGGGGCUUAACUACAA